GUGCACCAUGCAAACACACAGUGCAGACCCGGGGCAUCUAUGAGUGUGGGUGGGGUCGCUUUCAUGCGCAACCAGACAGCAAUGUGCUCUCCACGGCGAGCCCCAAAGUCCUAAACUUCAAUAAGAGCAAAUCCCCUGCAGGAGGAGACAGAGGGAGGCGUGCGGGGUUGUUUUCCUUCAGUCCCUGCAGAAAUAAUCGAUUCCACGGGAUAUCAUAAGGACUAAACCUGGCUGAACAAAGAGGGCCCCUUUCUGCGUCGUAAGUAGUGCACAUUUAUCCCUCAGCAUCAUCUCCCUCAGCAUCAUCCUCCUACCGACCGAUCGCCAUGGCGUGGCCGUGCAUCACGCGCGCCUGCUGCAUCAACCGCUUCUGGACCGAGCUGGAUAAAGGGGACAUCGCAGUGCCUUUGGUUUUCACCAAAUACUCCGAUGUGGCCGAGGUGCAGCACCUGGCGCAUCACCCGCAGCCCAAGCAGAGGCAGCUCGGUGCCGGCGUCGCCAUAGAAACGCAGCAUCAGCAUCCUCCCGAGCCGCCGGAGGCUGCGACGGCCAGAGACGGCUCCGCCGCGUCCGUCAUGCGCCAGGAUUUCAAGGCGUGGAGAGUGCGCCCCGAGCCCAGCUGCAAGCCCCGCAACGAGUACCAGCCGCCCCCGGCCCCGUUCAACAACCAGACCCAGUACCAGAAGGACUACAAGCCGUGGCCCAUCCCCAAGAAGCACGACCACCCGUGGAUCCCCAAACCCGGGCCGGGCGCGGAGCCGGCGGCCGCCGAGGCCGAGAGCGGCGUGGAGAAGAGCGAGAUAGAGGAGAAGAUGCAGGAGAAGGAAGCCAAGGAGCCGCCCAAGGAGCCAGCCAAGGAGCCAGCCAAGGAGCCAGCCAGGGAGCCCGCCGGGAAGAGCACGAAACGGGAGAAGUCGGCGGAGAAGAAAGCGGGUGAGAGGACGGAGGGACAGACGGCCGCCGAGGCGGAGCAGAGGAAAGGCAGAGCGGCCGCAGACGCUCUCAACAGACAGAUCAAGGAGGUCAUGUCGACUUCCAGCAGCUACAGGACUGAGUUCAAAGCGUAUAAGGAUGUGAAACCCGUGAAGGCCAUCAAAGCUCUGUCGCAGUACAAGCCGCCCGCGGAGGAGACCAGCCGGGAAACCAGCUACAGUGCCACAUUCAAGGGGGAGCAGGUGAAGGCCCAAGCAAAGGACAACAAGCUGCUGGAGCGCAGGAGGAUACGCAGCCUGUACAGCGAGCCUGGCAAGGAGCCCGCAAAGGAGCCCGCCAAGGAGCCCGCCAAGCCGGACAAAGCAGCAUCUCGCACCAAACCAAAAAAGGCACCGACAACAGCAACAGGGAGGAUGGUGAAGAAAACCAAAGAGAAGCAGAUUUCCCAGGCAGUUAAGAAGAAACCCUCUGUAGGCGCAUCGGAGCCCAACCCAGACGGAGCCGUGUCAAAGAAGAGCAAAGAGAUCAGUAAUAGACUGGCGGAAGCGAAACAGUAGGAAAGGGUCAUCUCUACACUUCUAUCUCUGAGGCGACAGGCGACUGGGUGAUGACUUAGGCAAAUCUCCUCCUUUUGGCUUAUCUCCUUACCUGUUGUCCCGUCAUACAUAGUUCACCUUUGAAUGGGCACUGAUGUUGAGCUUUUAGGAUAAUGCAAACAGUUUCACCCUCAGUGACGCGCAACAGUAUGUGAAUGUGUGAAAGUGUGUGAUUCCUUUGUAUCGCAGCAAACACAGAACCGCUUUAUAUUUUUUAAGCACAUAAUUUGCACAUAUGAGUUCUGUUUGACAUCACGUUUUUUAAGGGAUCCAUCAGGACACAUGUAAUGUGUGUAUGAAAGGGCAUUUUUACCUUUGUCUGAAUGGAUGACGAUUGACAUCCGUAUUAAAAUGAUUGUAAAAAAAAAAAGAAAAGAAAACAAUGAAAAAAAAAAUUCAAGGAGAAGCUUUCUCUGAGCCUGAGGGUUUUCGUGAAAGUGCAAACUCUGUUUUAUAAUUUCCUAAUUACAGUGCCUCCGCUGUAUGGUCCUGGUUUCCGUUUCAUUGUUCUGGAUGAUAUCUGGUUUCAUCAGUUUGGUUGCUAAGAAACCAAAUUAACUGUAAUGUAAUUGCUCCAGCUUGCAUGCAAGGCCCUGUUUUUGGUUGAGUAGCAACAUUUUAGCCGACUGCAUACGUCACAGUCGCGAGCUUGUAAAUUGAGCUGUUAAAGAUACAUGUGCGGGGGGAGGGAGGGGGAUCUUUUCAAAUAUAUUGCAUGUGUAGAAGUAGAUUCAGAUCACAUUUAAAGGUUCACACAGCAAGUAAAAUCAUAGUGUAGUGGAAAAUAAACACACCAGCGAUAUGGUUUCACAAAUAAGCUUAUUGCUUGUUAUCUAAAUGGAGAUCCACUCCUUGAAUUUAACGUGAAAACUGCAGUUUUUCCAACAUUUUGUGGCAUUGUACUCAACCUUAUCUCUAAAACCUAUGAAGCUGUAAUAAACAAAAAAGGAGGUAUAUAGACCUCAAAAAGGAUAAUCUACUUAACUUCCCCAUCAGUGUUCCUUCUGAAUGGGUUGAUCUCUACAUAUGUUGAAGGGCAAGGGAUGGGCCAGGACUUAAAGUUCAGCUCUUUAAAAUGCUGCUCUCUGAAAUCACAUGUGUUCAUGGUGAGUGUGACAUGAGGCAUUUCAGACUAAAAUGUCAGCCCGGCCUUGCUGCGAUAACGUGAGCGUGCCAGGGCCCCGCUUGAACGCUAUCCACCGUGAGUCUGCUUCCAGUUUCUGCUUCUCUGUGUGAGUGACGGAGCUUUUCUCUGCGUGUUUGUGUGUAUGUGUGAGCUCUUCAGCCUGCUACAUGCUAGCAUCAAAUCUGACCCGACCACUAGAGAUGCUGCUAUGCACUCCAACACCUUGGUGCUAUAUAUUUCUCAUCAUAUAUGCUGUCUGGUUUUGACUGCAAGUGGCAUCAGACCAGAGUGAAGAGAAGAUAUGACAAUGUAACCACUGCAGAUGUGUUGUGAUCUUGUGCUUGUGUCCUCAGCUUGCUCUGAAUGAACUGAUUAAAGAUGAUGCUACA
Molecule: messenger RNA, 3044 nt
Organism: Cololabis saira (Pacific saury)
Lineage: Eukaryota; Metazoa; Chordata; Actinopteri; Beloniformes; Belonidae
Gene: map6b
Product: microtubule-associated protein 6b
Exons: 3
Coding region: 327-1490 (387 amino acids)
Biological process (GO): microtubule cytoskeleton organization; cytoskeleton-dependent intracellular transport; regulation of microtubule cytoskeleton organization
Cellular component (GO): microtubule; cis-Golgi network; Golgi-associated vesicle
Molecular function (GO): calmodulin binding; microtubule binding
Source: RefSeq, a predicted model, not a curated record